Nicotiana attenuata is the source of this 3380-nucleotide messenger RNA. RefSeq names its product E3 SUMO-protein ligase SIZ1-like. The record is from RefSeq and is a predicted model, not a curated record. NCBI's taxonomy places the organism in Eukaryota, Viridiplantae, Streptophyta, Magnoliopsida, Solanales, Solanaceae. Bases 327 to 2963 code for a protein of 878 amino acids. Gene Ontology annotation, molecular function: zinc ion binding; SUMO ligase activity. The transcript is spliced from 18 exons. Gene Ontology annotation, biological process: protein sumoylation.
AUUCGUUUCCACAGAUUAAACCGGAUUUGAUAAACCAAAUGAUACGUCCGGAACUUUGGUAGUAGUAAUUCGAGGAUAGCUUCAUUCAUGCCGGUUCUCGGUCAAGCAAAAGCGCCACCAUACCAAUUCCGAAGAAGAGAGAGAAAAUCUGCCGCCGCCGUCGAGUUUCUCUCUCUAAACCCGCAGAUAUUCAUCUAAUCCUUAUAUUUCAGGUUUGCUGAUUUUUUCCUCACUUGCAAUAUGAUUCAGAUCAAUUAUUAAUUGGAUAUUUCAACUGCUGCGGAGUAACUUCUUGCAGUUGUGUGUAUCUACGGAAGGGUAUAAAGAUGGAUUUGGUUGCUAGUUGCAAGGAUAAAUUGGCAUAUUUUCGGAUAAAGGAGCUCAAAGAUGUGCUGACUCAACUUGGUCUUUCAAAGCAAGGGAAGAAGCAGGACCUUGUUGAUCGCAUAUUAGCUACACUUUCUGAUGAAAGAGUUUCAGGAAUGUGGCCAAAGAAAAACAGUGUUGGGAAGGAAGAUGUUGCAAAGCUUGUUGAUGACAUUUACAGAAAAAUGCAGGUGGGUGGGGCCACUGAGCUAGCAUCGAAGUCACAAGUCGUCUCGGAUAGUAGUAAUGUGAAGUUAAAAGAGGAAAUUGAAGACUCUUCUUACCAUAUGAAAAUUCGCUGUGUGUGCGCAAGCUCGUUACAAACUGAAACAAUGAUUCAGUGUGAAGACAGAAGAUGUCACACUUGGCAACAUGUGCGUUGUGUUAUCAUACCAGAUAAGCCGAUGGAGGGUGGUGAUCCACCAAUUCCACCUACAACUUUUUACUGUGAAUUGUGCAGAUUGGGUCGCGCUGACCCCUUCUGGGUGACAAUGGGACACCCUUUAUACCCUUCAAAAUUGUCUAUUACAAGCGUUCCUGCCGAUGGCACGAACCCUGUGCAGAGUAUUGAGAAAACAUUUCAGAUAACCAGAGCAGACAGAGACUUGUUGGCAAAACAGGAAUAUGAUCUCCAGGCUUGGUGCAUGCUUCUCAAUGACAAGGUACAAUUUAGGAUGCAGUGGCCUCAAUAUGCAGAUUUGCAGGUGAAUGGGGUUCCUGUGCGUGCGAUAAAUAGACCUGGCUCUCAAUUGUUGGGUGCUAAUGGUCGAGAUGACGGCCCUAUAAUCACACCAUGCACCAGAGAUGGAAUCAACAAAAUCACAUUAACAGGAUGCGAUGCUCGUGUCUUUUGCUUGGGGGUUAGACUUGUGAAGCGGCGUACUGUUCAACAGGUUCUUAGUUUGAUCCCAAAGGAGUCAGAUGGUGAGCAGUUUGAAGAUGCUCUUACUCGCGUUCGUCGUUGUGUUAGUGGUGGGACGGCCACUGAAAAUGCCGAUAGUGAUAGUGAUCUGGAAGUGGUUGCUGAUUGUAUUCCUGUCAAUCUUCGCUGCCCUAUGAGCGGUUCAAGGAUGAAAGUUGCUGGAAGAUUCAAACCUUGUAUACACAUGGGCUGCUUUGAUCUUGAAGUCUUUGUUGAAAUGAAUAAAAGGUCAAGGAAGUGGCAAUGCCCCAUCUGUCUCAAGAACUACGCUUUGGAGCAUGUCAUCAUAGAUCCAUAUUUCAAUCGAAUCACUUCUCAGCUGCGAAGUUGUGGAGAAGAUGUUGCAGAAAUUGAAGUGAAACCUGAUGGUUCUUGGCGUGCAAAGAUAGAAGGUGAUCGACGGAGUCUUGGGGAUCUUGGGCGCUGGCACUUACCUGAUGGGAGCCUGAGUGAAUCUCUAGAUAUAGAGUCGAAACCUAAGCCCGAAAUUCUUAAGCAGAUUAAACAGGAAGGAGGCUCUGAUGGCAAUGGUCUUAAAGUUGGAUUGAGGAAGAACAGAAAUGGUUUGUGGGAAAUCAGCAAACCGGAAGACCAGACAUUUUCAUCCGGAAGUAGAUUGAGAGGCAAUUUUGGUCAGGAUAUCAUUCCUAUGAGCAGCGGUGCCACCGGUAGUGGCAAAGAAGGUGAAGAUGCCAGCGUUAAUCAAGAUGGCAAUGGGAACCUUGACUUUUCGAACAAUGCGUUUGAUCUUGAGGCCAUUUCUCUUAUUGACCCAACGUAUGGUUUUGGCAACGAAAAUCCGUCGGUACCAGCAGGAGAUGCUGAAGUUAUAGUACUAAGUGAUUCUGAAGAAGAAAAUGAGCCAAUUAUCUCAUCUGGGCCUAUCUUUAAUAACAACCAUAGUGAUGCACCUGUAGUUCCUUUUCCAGGUCAGUCACAAGGAAUUCCGGAUUCUUUUCAUGACUCUACGCUGGUUAACGGUGGGAAUUCAUGCCUGGGGCUGUUCAAUUCUAAUGAUGAUGAAUUUGGGAUGAACAUGUGGUCUUUGCCUUCUGGAACCCAAGGGGGCCCUGGUUUUCAGUUAUUUAGUUCUGAUGCUGAUGUUUCAGGAUCUUUAGUAGAUGUGCAGCAUGGUUCUAUUAACUGUCCCAGUUCUUUCGCGGGCUACGGGUUGGCUGCAGAUACCGCCAUCGGAUCUACUUCUCUUCUUCCUGAAACAUAUGCAAAUCGCCCCAAUGCUAAUAUAAAUGACAGUUUAGUUGAUAAUCCCCUAGCAUUUAGCGGUAAUGAUCCCUCACUUCAGAUAUUUCUUCCUACUAGACCAUCUGAUACGUCAGUUGAGGCUACGAGGGAUCAGCCUGAUAUUUCAAAUGGCGUUGGUACUGAGGAUUGGAUAUCACUUCGACUUGGUGGCGAUGGAGGUGUCCAUGGUGAUUCUGUUGCAAAUGGGUUAAGCUCUGGGCAGCAAGUACAAACAAAAGACACUGCCUUGGACUCAUUGGCUGACACUGGUAGUGAUGCUACUGUUUGUGCAGCUUCAUUGCUUCUUGGUAUGAAUGACAGCAGACCAACUAAGAGCAGUAGAGAACGAUCAGAUAGUCCUUUUACAUUUCCUCGUCAACGUCGUUCUGUAAGACCAAGACUGUAUCUAAGUAUUGAUUCGGAUUCUGAAUAGGAGCAGAUUCCAUGGUGGCAGGACAAUGAUCACUUUUGCUCAGCAAAUUAUGUUAAUGUGACAAGAUGAGCUCUUGCUAGUGCGCACACAUCGAUCAACAGGAAACCGCUCUUACAUCACUGCUGGCACCUAGGAGUUCUCUUAUUUGUAGGACCGGAACACAUUCUUUUCUCUUCCAUUUCCUGAAUGAUUCCCCGGGGGGGUUGAUCGCUAGUGAAUUGUACAUUUGGACAGCUUAGCUCAGUACAAAAAGUUCUAGUAACAUCCACUGGUAAAUCAACUUUGGAUAUAGAGUGGGAGGCAUUUUAGUGAUUCAAAAUCUCCUUUUGCCUUGUGGGAGGCCAAUAGCCUGUAAAUAUGUUUAACUAAUUUGUAGAAAGUAUAAUGUAUGUGAAUGUGUUAAUCGUUCUAGCUCAA